Molecule: messenger RNA, 750 nt
Organism: Varanus komodoensis (Komodo dragon)
Lineage: Eukaryota; Metazoa; Chordata; Lepidosauria; Squamata; Varanidae
Product: cytochrome P450 2J1-like
Exons: 4
Coding region: 262-750 (162 amino acids)
Cellular component (GO): intracellular membrane-bounded organelle
Molecular function (GO): oxidoreductase activity, acting on paired donors, with incorporation or reduction of molecular oxygen; monooxygenase activity; iron ion binding
Source: RefSeq, a predicted model, not a curated record
ACAGUCUGGCCACAAAAUGCUUCCUCAUUCCCUGUGCAUUGAGAAAGAUCAUUUUCUCCUGCUUCUUCCUUGUCAGGGGAUAGAUGAGUCAGUUUCCGUUCAGUGGGAGUGGCGUGUUGCCCUUUGGCAGGCAGCCUUUGUACUCAUUGUUGCAAAAGCUGCACGAGAAAUACUCACAACAUCCGCCGAGAGAAAGGCAGAGCUCCUUUUGCUGGGUUCCCUCCACGGACCGUCUGGCUUGGCCGGCUGCAGAGGGUGAAGAUGCUGCGGCACUUACUUUCCGCGCUCCAGGAGGGCUUGUCUCUCCCCGUGGUUCUGGUGUUCCUGGCUACCUUCCUGCUCCUUGCCGACUACCUGAAAGGGAGGCGCCCGAGGGGGUUUCCUCCGGGUCCCGUGCGUCUCCCCUUCCUGGGGAAUCUUCUGCAUGUUAGUGCCAGGAAGUCUUUUUCUGAUAUAGAGAAGCUUAGAGAAAAAUAUGGCAACGUCCUCAGCCUGCAGCUUGCAAGCAUGCAGUUUGUGGUUGUGAGUGGGCUGCCGCUGGUGAAGGAAGUCCUUGUCCAUCAGGGUGAAAAUUUUGUAGAUCGUCCAGAAUUGCCUUUUACACGUGAAGUCUUUGGGUCAUAUGUUGAGUUCAUCUGCUACAGACGAGACUUGGAAGAGCAGCAAGAAGGAACGACAAAUGAUACCUGGUUACCUGAAGGAGCGCUUACAUCCAUAUAUGCCCGACCGCCCCUUGAGAUCUUACGAUGA